GCUUCUAUGAACUUACGGGCAAAGCCUCUUAGUACCAUCUUGACUGACCUUUCGGGUUUGCGCUUCAAUGCUGAAGCGACACCAUGCGCUACGCGCCAUAAGACAGCUACAGUCAAUGAAGCCGAUCAACAUCCUUUGAUAUUCUUUGAUGCGGUCGACAUGUGUGUAGGGUCGAUCUGGCUCAACCAAACGCGUAUCCGGAGAUGGCGAACAGUAAUGGCUUGGUAGCCUCAUCACUGCGACUCGGCUCAAACUUUGACUGGGAGUUUCUGAUAGAAUUACUCGUUUGCGGCGUCUUAUCCCUCUUCUUUCUCUUCUAUUUCAAUCGCGUCUUUGGUACACUGGUUUCGUACGCUCUACGCGCUUAUACUUGGCAUAAAUAUCGGGUGUACAUCGACAUUCAAGCACUGCAGAUUUCCUUGCUCGCCGGAAGAAUAUUCUUCAAAGGUAUACGGUACUAUGGCAACAAUGAAGCCAUAUUCGUCCAGGGCGGAUAUAUAACAUGGAGGUACUGGUUGCGGAGGGCCAGAUCUGCCGAUAUAUUCCAUGAUAAAAACGGCAUUCAGGCGCAGCAGAGCCCUGUUACUGAGAAAUCAGAGCCACAGUCGAGCGACAGUCAAAAUGGGGCCGACGCCAGCAGUGAAAAAGGUGACCCAAAAGGUCCUAACCCUCUCCCAUGUCGAAUUGUGGUUUGGAUGCAGGGGUGCGAGUGGUUCAUUUACAAUCGCAGUCCUGCCUACGAUGCCAUGAUAGCUAGCAUGGACGAAAGUAUCGGAGGCGGGAACCCUAGCGGCGAGCAUUUGCCAGACGCUGCCCACUCAACUUCCACAAGCCAGCCUUCUUUGAGAGCAAGCUCCAGCGAUGCCAGUGCAAGAAAGCGCCAAACGUCCCCUCCCGUGAACGAAAGUCGUCCGUCUCAGGAGAAUGUGUCCAGUAUUAUUCAGGAUGUAUCAGCUGCCGUUAGAAGCUCAGCGGAAUGCACUGAUCAACGCCAAGCGUCCAAUUCGAGCCCCUCGCCCGUCUUUCUCCGUCUUCUACCGGUUCAGUUCACCUGCGACAGAGGAGCGAUUGUAAUGGGCAAUGAAAAUACCACGUCAAUUCUUACUGCCAAGUUUGACAGAGUAGAUGGAGAAAUUGAUGCUUCUCAGUCCCGCCCUAUUGAUCAGUUCAAGCAAUUAAUCAACCUUCAGUUUCAGCACCCUGUUGUUCAAAUGAAGCCCAACAUGGAUUACAAGGAGCCGCAAUUAACGGCUGCCUCUCGGAUGAAAGAGACAUCGUCAGGAUUGGCCGCAUCUGGCCCCGGUAAAAGUCGUUCUUGGAAUUUUCGAAAACAAAGGCAUAGGCUUUGGCAUGGCCUUCGCGAUCUCGUUCCCUUUUUCCAGUCAUCGGUAGAGUCCUUUCCGUCGAGUGUCAGGGAUCGUAAAGAUCCUUUUUAUGCGUCUAUUGCUCCUUCAACAUUCAUUGGGGAAGAUCGUUGGCUUGGUCUCACGCGAUAUCUGGAUGAUGAAGAGCGGGAGGAGCAGGACAAAUGGGGCGCGGUGGAAUAUGCAAAAUCUUCUACCAUUGUUGACUCUCCGGGAAUUAGUCUUAAUGUUCGUUGGGAUGUUGCGGGUACAUUGCCUGAUUCUCCGGGGCUGGGAGCGCAACCUGGACGAAAAGGCCCGGAAGAUAUCAAUGGCGAUGAACCUCCGGAAUGGGCCAUGGACCUUACAAUUCAGGGCGGUGUUGUUCGGUAUGGCCCCUGGGCAGACCGUCAGCGUGCGAACCUGCAAUCAUUCUUCUUCCCCUUCAGUUAUCGCGACUCACCGCCAGCGCAGCCACUCAAGCCAGGACAAACGAGAAUGAGCACCGUUUUCCGUCUUUUUGUUGAUAUCGAGGACGAUACGAUCCUGCGUGUCCCAACCAGAGAGGGUUCCAAGGACUGGGCGUGGAAGGGCCGUGAUCACAACGUCGCCGGAGGACGUGUGCGGAGGCGGGGAAAGUCUGGUGCUGAAGCUCAUGCUGGGGACACUAAGAAAGGAAGGAAGCGCUCUGGCAAAGACAGCAAGGAUGACAAGGCUGUAUCAGGACCCGACAUUCGCCCUUUUGGCUGGCUAGAUCUCAAGAUAUCAAACAACUCGUCGGUUAGUUAUGUCAUGGACAUGGUGCCCGGGAGACACGGGUUUCAGAACACACUGCGUUUUGAUAUACGAAGUACCGAGCUUUUCACAAGCAUAAACCACGACUUGCUCUGGAGAAGCGGGCCAUUGGCGGUCAACUGCGAUCUGUCGAACCCUUUAAAGUGGAACGCCUUGCACACGUGGAAGUUCGACAUAUCUUCCGCAAAUCUUGAGCUUUUCUUACUUCGAGACCACAUAUUCUUAAUCACUGACCUGGUUAAUGAUUGGAGCGCUGGACCGCCGCAGGAUUAUUACACCUUUACGCCUUUCCAGUACAAUCUCAUGCUUGCCUUCCCAGACUUCAAACUCUACUUGAAUGCGAACGACUCCAACAUUAUUAAUAAUCCUUCAGAUCUUGAAGACAAUACUUUCAUAAUACUUUCAGGGAGAAGUUUGAAUGCUACUCUAGGCAUUCCAAAAAUGCAUUUCGAAUCAGAUAUCAACACGAUCCACUUCGACGUCGAGGCUGACCAUGUUGGACUGCGACUUCGAACCCCGCCGUGGAAUACGUAUAACACGUUUUUGGACGCUUCAGAGGUCGCUACAUUGAGGCAUAUUGACGUGAUUGGGGAUUAUACUUAUUAUAUCUCAACUUCUCGGGAUCUUACCGAUACAGUUCUUUUAGAUGUCCGUGGCCAAGAAUUUUCGAUUGAUCUCUACGGAUUCCUCGUUCGCUAUCUUAUGAAGGUGAAAGACAACUAUUUUGGAGAUGACAUUCACUUCAAAACCCUGGAGGAAUAUCAACAACUGGUCGCAGGAGACAAGAGCUUUUCUGAGGGCGCCGAAGCCUAUCAGUACCAUCAGUCAAAGACCAACGAUCUUGAUGUCAUUCUCAGCAUUGCUGCUGAGUCCAGUCGAGUCUAUAUUCCCGCUAAUUUAUACUCCGCCCGUGAAAACAUCACAGUCGAGGUUGAGUUCGUUGGCGCAGACCUUCGCUUUACCAACUACUAUAUGGACCUUGUAGCCGAUUUCAGUCCUCUGGCUGUUUCCAUGGGCCAAAAGAAUUUAUCCGAAAGUAUAGACGUGGAGAGCUCUGGUACCCAGAUAUUCCUCGAUGGGUUCAACAUAACAGGCCAUCGUCUCUUUGGUCUUCCGCCAACUGAACCGACCUAUGUUUGCAAUUGGGAUAUCGCUGUCGGCGCGCUGACUGGGGAAUGCUCUCCUCGAUUUCUCAAGCGACUUGCAUCGUCUUUAGAAUCUUUUGCGUUUUCUUUCCACGAUGACGAGAAUGCUCUUCCGGCAAAUCACCUCUCAGUCUUGCAUGAUGUGACGUUUCUCCGAGCAAGAAUGCAACCAAUCAAAAUUUGGUUUCUCGCGGAUGACACUGCCUUCCUAAUCAGCACCGACACUAUCAGUCUUGAUUUCAAUGACUGGGCAGGCUACCUCUUUUCAGAACGCUUGCAGCUCCUCAUUCCCAGCUUUACAAUGGCCUGCGUUGACAUUGGUUCGGCGUCUCGUCAUCGAGCCAAGGACAAUCUACCCGGACUCACACAUGCUUUCUUCCAAACGUCGCUUACCCUGGCAAUGGCAAAUCGGAAUCUUGAAUUUUCCACAACCAAAAAGAAGCAGCAACGGCAUAUUGAGUAUCAUGACCAACGCACUGGUCGUGCAGCUUUCCUUCUUUCGCCGUUCAAUCUUAAUGGAAAAGCUUCAAAGAAAACUGCAAAACAGGGCUCCAUCAACCCUCCGGCUAUACCAGUCCCGUUAAUGCCCGAUCCUGUACUUGGCCGAGCAGAGACAAUUUCAGAUCUGUCAAGCCAACACUCUCAAUUUAUCAACUCUUCUCAUGCUGGUCUUCAACGCAAAGCGUCAUCUUUUUCAUUGAGAUCAUCCAUUAGCUCCAGGCGAACUAUGAGCAUUCGGCGAGAACCGGCUUUUUCGCCAUCCUUCGGGAAGGUUGGGCAGAACAAACUGACUUCACGCCACGAGAAUCUACAUACUUGGGACAGGUCUAGGUCGCGAACCCCUUCUGCUCAUCAUGGGAGAACAGAGUCUCAAUAUAUCGGAUCUGAUAACACCCGGAAGGAAAGGAAUGCCUCGCCAAGAGGAUUUGCCUUCUCCAGCUCUUUUGCCGGGCCCCACUUUCCUCUCAUGUCCAUCAAUCUUGACUUUACGGAAGUUCCAGAGAUUCCUUCCGGUUAUGCCAACGAGCAAGACUAUAAAAAUGAAAUUUCAGCUGCGGAGGAGGUUCCGCAGCGAGCUUUCGACGAGGAUAUUACACAUACAAGUGUAAUGCUGAACCUCAACUCCGGUAUUAGGGCUUAUUGUAAUCCAAAAGCGCUGCAUUCCCUCUCCACUCUCCUUGAUGCUUUGCAACCAAAAGAUGCUCUGGGCAUCUUGGACUCCUUUCAGAUUGACGUGCUCCGCGACUUAGUCAUCAAUACUUUGAGAAAAACAAUGGGCUCCGGCAAAGUACACGACUUUAGUCUAAGGAUUCCCUACACCCACAUCCGGCUGGUCAAUCCGAUCGAUAAUACAUUAGAGGGUGUCAACGCCAGUGAGCAAGAUCAGUACAAUGUUGUCCUGGCUAAAGUCGCCAGUUCUGCGAGGAUAAGAACGAUGUACCAGGAGAAAGAAAAAUCGGAGGAAGGGAUACGAUCGUACGCUGUGCAUUUGUCUGUAGACUCAAUAGGUCUAUCUGCAAAAGAGCGUGUCAGCGCUCACAUAGAAGACCAUGCAACAAUUCGGAUGCGAUUGCACGACCUUAGCUUGUGGGUAGCAUAUGAGCAAAACUUGUCAGCCAAUAUCCAAUUUCGAGAAUUGGAAAUGUCUUCGAUGGGUACACACAUCGAAUCGUUGGCGUCCCUAAUCCAUCGAACUACCAUGCUUAUGGAAGAUCUCACAGACACGUUCGUCUUACUUGACGUCAGUCGCAAGCAGAGAAUACGUUACUUUAUGUUUCUGCUCACUAUGUCGGGAGCUCAUAUUCCUGAUCCUCCUUUCCUUAUUCGACCAUCAUACAUCUUGCGUGCUGCUCCUGAUCACUUGAGACUUCGUGAUUCCUGGAAAAUCAUAUCUCGGUUUCGCUACAUUUAUCGAAGCCUUCCAGACUCUGAAAAGGAAGCUUUACGCCACAAGUGCGACGGCGACUACCCUGUUUGUCCAGAUGACGCCGGCGCUCGUGUCAUAUCAAGUCUUGAUAAGUGGCGGAGCUGGGAUCUGGCGCAGAUUCAAAAUUGUGCUGCAAUGAAAAAGUUGUACGGCUCUGCCGUCAGCCCGGAAAGCCUUGAAGAAACGGGUGUUGUUGCCGGAAAAGUCACGAUUAAUACUGCUGCAGUCAGACUAAUCAUAGAUCCCGGGCCGAAUCAGAGCGAGAUUGUCCUUGACACUCUUUCUAUCGCGCUCUCACGCAACAUUCUUCCCGGGGCGAACUCUCCAUUGGAACUGUCUUAUACCGGCUCGGAGAGGAUAAUUACCCAAGUUCAUUCAUCGGAUGUUGCGAUUCGACUAAAUUGGGAGCUCUGCGAAUUGGUGGAGGAUAUUCUCAAACUUCAAAAAACAAACAACGGCCGGGUUCCUCCUCCUGUGAUGGAUGUUGCGUCGGCCAAAAUAUCGAGACCAAAAAGAGUCGAGAUUCAUACGAUAUUCUCCACAGAUAGCGGGGUGGUGGCCUUGAACACUAUUAAUUUGAAGCUCGUCUCUGCAAGCAAAGGCCUGAAAGGGUCUGUGAUGGGUACCGCUGAAAAGAACGAAGGCGGAGAUUUUCCUUUUAGCAUACUCGUCCACGCCGAUGCUGGUUCGAGUGAGAUUCUAAGUCAUUCUCGACAAUUAUCUCAGUCAAGGUUGCGCCAGCCAAGCAUCUUCAUUUCUCGCAACCAGAGAAAUCAUGGUGGUGUCUCUGCAAGUACUUGGCAGAUUGCCGGUGCGUGUGAGACGCUGACCUACAAUAUUAAGGAAGAAAUUCUCGGACUUCUCGAUAUAGUCGAUAUGGUUAUUACCGAUGAGGUCGCCUAUCUCCAUCGGCUGAUUUCUGGUCUUCAAAAGAUAAGUGGUCCGCCAGAAGAUGCUUCAAAAACAACCCCGGUCGCUGAGGUCUCAACUCCCCGAGUUAACCUUGCAUUAUUUCUGUCAAACUAUCAUAUCAGCAUUGCCCUUCUUCCAUACCUAAGUUACCUUACGACCGGGACGGUGAUUCGGACGUCCAUGUCUCCUUCAGUCAGAAGCGAUUUUUCUUGGACAUUUGACUUCGAUGUCAAGGAGCAGUUCCAUGCCAUACAAACCAUUGUCAACCAGAAUGCCGAGAGCGUCUCCCAUCUUAUCAUUCCUCCUAUCAAUGGGCGACUAUCGACAUAUCUGGGCACCGAAAGAACAGUCCUUGAAACUUCUAUAACUGUGGAAGCUAUUGAUCUUGAAGCGGCCGCGAUUCAGGGGUUUCUGAGUACGUUGAACAGACCUGAGAUUGAGAAUCUGAUGAAAGACCUUGAAUCAGACGUUCUCGUUGUCCGCAACCACGUAGAAGAGAUCUUCGGAACCUCCAAGGGAAGCAAAGAAGUUCAACCCCCGGAUGCGACAAAACCCUUUGUCUAUGAUGCGCAUAUCACAAUUGCUGGCAUCAACGUUUAUGCUAGUACACCUGGCGACUCUCCAGGUUCGAACCAAGCUCGGCUCAACUUGAAUCUCGGAAGUAUACAGAUGAAAGCCAAAAAUCUCAACCCGAAGGAUGACUUAAUUUUGGUAUUGCCCGAGAUUCUCGUCAAAUUAGCCCACGUUGAAUUCAAUAUGGCGCGCAUGGACGAAGACAGAAUGCAACCUUGCGGCAAUGUAUCAUUUGGGGCAACACUAACCUGCACAUCCAAACUGAAGAACACUAGAGAACAAGUGCGGAGCUAUCAUCUUGAUAGUGACGGAUUGGAUGUGAAUUUGUACGCUGAGACUGCUUCUACCAUCGUGGACGUUAUUACGCAUCUUCAAAAUAGGAUCAAGAAGCUAGAGUUCUCGAGAGAGGUCCAGUAUUUACGCAGGCUUGGUCAGCGAAAGGCAAUUGAGAGCCAACCUAAGUCUCAACUGGCGCCACAAGACACCAUUUCAAGUACUAUUUUGGCAUCGCUCUUCGCCUUUGAACUACUAAAUAUUCACGUUUGCUGGAUCGUUGGGUCUCCCGUUGGCGGUACAGAGCGCCGUGAAACAGAGGAUCUUGUCUUGUCCCUGCAAAAGAUAUAUCUUACAAAGCGGGAGGAAAAUGAAGCGAAACUUGUGUUGAGCGAUCUCCAGUUGCAAAUGGUUCCCAACUCUUGGCCAAAGCGCCAACGUUCCAUGAAUUCGGCCCUGCUUCCUGAAGUCGUUUUUAAUGUCGCUUACGUCUCGGGGAAGGAGGGUCAACGGUUCGCUUUUCAGGCAGCAGGCAAAAGCCUUGAUGUUCGCCUCACCUCCUCCUUUAUCCUUCCGGCGGAUGAUUUGCGGCAAUCCUUGGCCAAAGCAAGCCAACUCUUAAGGAAUGCAUCCGGCAAUUGGAAGGCACCGCCAAUCUCGGGCUCUGAAGGAUCACAGGGUCUCUUCAGCAAAAAGAAGUUGGCGUCUCUGCUAAUUGAUGCUGACUUCGCCGGCGCUGUCGUCUAUAUGCAGGGAAGGAAAACCCAGGCAGACAGGUCUCACGCGGGGUUCAGUCAUCUUUUGCAUCAUGGCCAAUAUGGAAGGUUUGGUCAGAAUGAAUCCAGUCCAAACGUAACCCUUCGAGCGCCAGGAGCUGCGAUCAAAAUUGAAUAUAAGUCUUUGGGUCCGAUUGAUCCUUCUCUCAAUGCCGAAAUUCAGAUCAAUGCCUCAAAUAACACGAUAUAUCCGACUAUUGUGCCCCUGAUAUUAGAGAUUUCUUCAAGUAUCAAGGAGGUAGUAGGCGAUUCAAAUGGAGAUGAUCAAAAAUCAGUUUCGGGGGUAUCCCAGUCGAAGUCUUUAGAUGAAGAGACUCUGCUUGCGGUGGAUCCUAACAGUGUGCUUGGCAAAUGUAGGGUGAACAUAGGAUUUCGCAUCUGCAGACAAGAGUUUUCGCUCAGCUGUCAGCCAAUUGCCCGAGUUGCGGCCACUGCCCAGUUCGAUGAUGUCUACAUGACUGUCAAUACUAUUCAAACUGCUGAGCAUGGCCGUUUUCUUGCUCUCGCAACAACUUUUACAAAUUUCCAAGCGACUGUGCAGCAUGUAUAUUCUCGCGAAUCCACGGCAAGCCUCGAAGUACGGUCCCUGGUUCUUUCCUUCAUGAACAGCAAGCAUUUAAGCGGGAAAAGCGGAAUAUCUGCUGUGCUCAAGGUCAGUCCGAUAAUAGCGCAUAUAAACAUGAAGCAACUCCAAGACUUUUUACUCUUCCGGGAGAUAUGGACGCCUCCAGAAGUUCGGCAUGCAAGCAAAGCGCAGCUUCCCGUACCGUCACAAGAGCCACAGGCAUAUCUCGUUCAACGUUACAAGCAAGUGGCUGCAGCUAGCGCAUUUCCAUGGAAUGCUACAGCUGCUAUCGCCAAGCUUGACAUCCGACUUGAUUUUGGCCAGGCCUUAGGCAAAUCGACGUUCAUAGUCUCAGAUCUCUGGGCAUCAUCGAGCAAAACAACGAAUUGGGAGCAGAACAUGUGUCUAGGAUUCGCCAGCGUCAAAAUAGACAGUGUGGGUAGGUUGAGUGGCUUUGUCGAAUUGCAGACGUUCAAGGUCCGCACAUCCAUACAAUGGCCAGUCAGGAACGAAAGCAUCAAUCAAACGCCAUUGGUUUCCGCUUCAUUAGGCUUUGGUCGUCUUCGCGUCAAGGCUGCUUUUGAUUACCAAGUCUUCCUCAUUGCGGAUAUCACGGCAUUCGAGUUCUUGAUGCAUAAUGUUCGGGAUCCGGGACAGUCCAAUUCAGAUCGCCUCGUCGGUAUCCUCGAUGGCGAUGGGGUGCAGGUUUUCUGUACAGCUACAAGUGCGGCUCAGGGUUUGGCUUUAUACCAGACAAUUGUUCGCUUCAUACAGGAGAAAAAAUCCGCCUACGAAGCUUCGUUGAGGGAUAUAGAGAGGUUUUUAAUGCGGAAAUCAUCCCAGAGCCAGCCUCCUCCUCAAUCGCUCGGUCACACAGCAAAGACACAUGACCGACCGAUAACUAGUCCCAUAUCUUUACAAACUGACGUCAUGGUGACUCUCCGAAGCGUGCAUGCGGGCGCCUUUCCCAGCACUUUCUUUGAUAGUCAGAUUUUUAAAUUGGAAGCCCUUGACAUGCAAGCUCGCUUUGCAGUGAGGAUGGAAAAUGGGAAGAUCCACAGCGGUCUUGGCUUGAACCUCGGGCAGCUUUCUGUUGCGCUAUCUGCAGUUCGACGCCCGAACGUCCCAAAGGUUUUGGGAGAAGUUGACGACACGGAGCUCAUUGAAUGUGCCAAUGACAGCCGCGGCGGGACAAUCUUAAGAGUGCCCCAGACAGUUGCUACGAUGCAAACUUGGCAGGUUCCAGACUCGAACCAUAUUGAUUACAUUUUCAGAAGCUCUCUCAAAGGAAAGGUUGACGUCGGCUGGAAUUACUCUCGCAUCAGUUUCAUCCGUGGAAUGUGGGCGAAUCACUCUCGCUCUUUAGCCCUGAAGCUUGGGAAGCCGCUGGCUCAGUCGACUUUCCAGAUAACGGGCGGGCCAGAGCCUGACGAUACUGGGAAAGAUACAGCAUCCAAGCGUGCUGACAGUGAGCAAAACAAAAUCACCGCCGUGGUUAACGUUCCCCAGUCCAAAUAUGAAUACACGGCACUUGAGCCCCCCAUCAUUGAUACGCCACAAUUAAGAGACAUGGGAGAAGCAACCCCUCCUUUAGAAUGGAUUGGACUCCACAGAGAUAGGCUGCCCAACGUCACUCAUCAAAUCCUGAUCGUCUCACUGUUAGAGAUUGCCAGAGAAGUGGAGGAUGCAUAUACGAAAAUUCUUGGUUCUUCUUGAUUGCUUUACUUUGAUAUCAUUUUGUUACUCGUUCACCAGGCGAUGGGAAAGAACAAGGGGUAAAUGGCGUUUGUGUCAGGUUGUUCUCGGUAGAUACUGUAUUAUUUGUCCAUGUUCGUCCAUAAGAUUACGGCCUCUGCGUACCUAUCCCACAAAACUAGGUUCGCGUGAUAAAAAAGUUUUUUAUCACAACAC
Molecule: messenger RNA, 10220 nt
Organism: Xylona heveae TC161
Lineage: Eukaryota; Fungi; Ascomycota; Xylonomycetes; Xylonales; Xylonaceae
Product: fermentation associated protein
Exons: 3
Coding region: 204-10025 (3273 amino acids)
Biological process (GO): fermentation
Cellular component (GO): membrane
Source: RefSeq, a predicted model, not a curated record